Messenger RNA from Branchiostoma belcheri (Belcher's lancelet), 1340 nucleotides. Its product is annotated as SH3 and PX domain-containing protein 2A-like. Bases 1 to 1131 code for a protein of 376 amino acids. NCBI's taxonomy places the organism in Eukaryota, Metazoa, Chordata, Leptocardii, Amphioxiformes, Branchiostomatidae. The record is from RefSeq and is a predicted model, not a curated record. Gene Ontology annotation, molecular function: superoxide-generating NADPH oxidase activator activity; phosphatidylinositol binding; protein binding. Gene Ontology annotation, biological process: superoxide anion generation. The transcript is spliced from 10 exons.
AUGCCCGCAGCUAACAACAGCAGGCGCCACGUAACGGACGUUACCGCACUCGGGCUACAGAAAAGAUACCUUCCGCGGAAACACUACGCUUACGUGCUGAGAGUGACGUGGUCUGAGGGAAGUGAACACGUGAUCUAUCGGCGAUUUUCCGUUGUACACGAUUUCCACAAUGAGCUGGAAGAAAUGUUCCCACUGGAGGCGGGUGUCAUCGAUGAGAAGGAGCGUAUCCUUCCGCGUCUUCCCGGAAGAAUCCUGUUAGGAAGAACACGAACACAGAAAAUCGCAGAGAAACGUCUUCUUCACGUCGGCAAAUUCUGCAGGGAACUGAUCGCCCUCCCACCGAGGAUAUCCAGAUGUAAGUUCGUCCUGCGCUUCUUUGAAGCCAAAAGGGAAGACAUCAAUCCUCCUUCAGAAGACGGCGCGGAGACAACGAGAUCAGCUUCGAACGCCACGGACUCGGAGUCGGCCGAGCCGGAACAGUACCGAGCCAUCGCCGCCUACCAGUCCUCGGACGAGACGGAGAUCAGCCUGGAGGCCGGGGACACCGUGGACGUCAUCAAGAAAAAUGAAAACGGGUGGUGGUACGUGUGGAUCGGUAAAGACGAGGGCUGGGCGCCGGGGUCGUACCUGGAGCCGAUCGACCACGACCCGCAGAGGGACACGGUCUUCAUGGAGGGGCGCUCCUCCGCCUACAUCACCACGCAUGCGUACUCCCCACAGAUGGAGGACGAGCUGCACUUCGAGAAGGGUCAAAGGGUAGAGGUCAUCAUGAAGAACUUGGACGGCUGGUGGCUUGUGAGUAUCGCCGAGAAGCAAGGCUUUGCCCCUGCCACCUACCUGAAGAAGGUGAAUAAGGUGUCCCGCCGGUAUAAGAAGGACGUGAGACGGCCCAGCUCCACGUCCAGCAGUAGUCAGGAGGAGGAGAUGAAGGCCCUGGGGCUACACGAUAUCAGCUUCAUCCUACCGGAGCAGCUCGAGCAUGCAGCGCCUCCCAGAAGAUGUUCCAUCAUGGAGGUAGACGGUCGUCACAAGAAGCCAUCCAACCGCCGCUCGGGGGUCAGGUCUCUCUUCAUACAGGACCCGAUCCCGGAAGAUCCAGAUCAAACAGAUCAAAUCCCACCCAAUACUUGAUCCUAUUUAGGCCCCUUGAGAUAAGGCCAUACCAAUUUAAUUUGUUGGUUCUCAGAUUUUUUCAGAAAUAUAUGAAGCGACAGGGCGAAAAAAAUAAAAAUAAAACAGAUCUAGGCAUCCUAUUAUAGCCCCAAAUGCUACAAUAGGAGCCAUGAAGCCAACACAAGAGGCUGGGUUAAUAUUUAAACUAUGAAUUUUGAACUUUUAAU